AUGGUGUUUGGCGAUUCGCUGGUGGACAGUGGAAACAACAAUUACGUUGACACCACGCUCAAGGCAGAUUUGCCUCCUUACGGGAUCGAUUCUCCCACCGGCCGCCCAACUGGCCGCUUCUGUAAUGGCCGCAACUUCGCCGAUCUCAUCAGUGAAGUUCUUAAGUUGCCGGAGUCCCCAUCGCCGUUCUUGAGCCCGCAGCUUAGCGGGGAAAGGCUGCUCUACGGUGCGAAUUUCGCCUCCGGCGGAGUUGGGAUAUCGAAUGACACGGGAAUCCAGCUAGGGAACAUAAUAAGAAUGCCGGAGCAGAUCGCAUCCCUGGAGCGGUACCGGACCCAGUUGGCGGCGGUGGUCGGAGGGAAGGAAGAGGCCCGGAAACUGGUGAAUCGGGCACUGUUUUUCAUCAGCCUCGGCACUUGGGACCUGGUCGGCAACUAUUUCUCGCCCCCUUUCUCAGCCCGUGCCGGCCAGUCCACCGUGGCGGAUUUCAUCGAUUACCUCAUCUCCGAGUACGCGAUAAUCUUGCGGAGGUUGGUGGAGCUGGGGGCUCGCCGCGUUCUGGUGCUCGGGCCGGGCCAGUUGGGAUGCCUGCCGGUGGAGUUGGCGAUAAGGGGCAGGGGCAGCAACCGCGCCACGGACUGCGGUUCUGAGAUCCAGACAGCUUCGUUGCUCUUCAACUCUCAGCUCACCCAGAUAACUCAGCAACUCAACCGUGAGCUUGGAAGUGACGUCUACGUUGCUGCCAAUAGGUAUAUGAUGGCCUAUAACUUCAUCAACAAUCCUGAUGCUUACGGUUUUACCGAAACAGGCGUGGCCUGUUGCGGGCAGGGUCCUUAUAACGGGGUUGGCCAAUGCACACCUGCAUCGAAUCUUUGCUCAAACCGGGAUGAGUAUGUUUACUGGGAUCCCUACCAUCCAACAGAGAGAUCUGCCGAGGCAAUACUCGAGGUGAUCUUGACAGGUCCUCCAGACGUCAUCUCUCCAAUCAACCUCAACACCAUGAUGGCCGCAAACACUGAGACUUAA
Messenger RNA from Linum trigynum, 1026 nucleotides. Lineage: Eukaryota; Viridiplantae; Streptophyta; Magnoliopsida; Malpighiales; Linaceae. The record is from the annotation of a GenBank genome assembly.